GACUUGAGACUUCAGUUUGCGCUUCACUGUGGAAACUGAAGGGCGCUCACGCUCGGCUCUCCGGACUGACCGUUGCGCCACGGAACUGGCCGCGCGUUUCUAGUUUGCGCUGACAUUGCCGUCACUCGUUAAACUCCCACAACUGUGCCCACCGCCGACAGUGGACGUUCCGCGAACACGGUAAAAGCCCAGAAGUUGUCCGUUCCUUUCCAAGCGCCACUGUUCCAUGCGAGGAUGUGAAUUUCCACAGGAGGAUUUAGAGUCGUGCCAUGGUUUUGACCCGCGCACUCCUCACAGAAAUGGGCCGCUCCGCAUCUACGGGUACAUGAAUCUGAGUUCCACCGGCCAGAUGCCUGAGAUGGAAGAAGUAGAUACCAAUGAGAGCAACGGGUUGGCGAAGAGGAUUGCUCUCAUCAGCUUCCUGUCACUGGUCAUGCUCAUGAGCGUCCUGGGCAACUUGCUGGUUAUGGUGGCCGUCUGCAAGGACCGGCAGCUCAGGAAAAUCAAAACCAACUACUUCAUCGUCUCGCUGGCGUUUGCUGACCUGCUGGUGUCAGUGCUGGUGAUGCCGUUUGGUGCCAUAGAACUGAUCCAUCAGAACUGGAUCUACGGCGAGACCUUCUGCCUGGUCCGCACCUCUCUGGACGUGCUGCUGACCACCGCCUCCAUCUUACACCUGUGCUGCAUAUCCCUUGACAGGUACUAUGCCAUCUGUUGCCAGCCGCUGGUUUACAGGAAUAAGAUGACACCGCUGAGAGUGGCUCUAAUGAUCGGAGGAUGCUGGAUAAUCCCAACCGUUAUUUCCUUCCUACCCAUAAUGCAAGGCUGGAACAGUAUUGGUAUAAAUGAUUUGAUAGAGAAGCGGAAGUUCUCCGGCAACUCCACGGUGUGUGUGUUCAUGGUGAACAAGCCAUAUGCGCUGACCUGCUCGGUUGUGGCCUUCUACGUACCGCUGAUCCUGAUGGUGCUGGCGUACCAGCGCAUCUACGUCACGGCACGGGAACACGCUCGACAGAUCAGCAUGCUGCAGCGAGCCGGAGGAGCGGGAAACGCGGACAGCGCGGACCACCAACGCAACCACCGCAUGCGGACCGAGACCAAGGCAGCCAAGACUCUGUGCAUCAUCAUGGGCUGCUUCUGCCUGUGCUGGGCCCCUUUCUUCAUCACGAACGUGGUGGACCCCUUCAUAGACUACAGUGUUCCUGAGCAGCUGUGGGCGGCCUGCCUCUGGCUGGGCUACAUCAACUCCAUGCUCAACCCCAUCCUCUACGCCUUCCUCAACAAGUCCUUUCGUCGUGCCUUCCUCAUCAUUCUCUGCUGCGGACACAAGCGCUACCGCCGACCUUCCAUCCUGGGCCCUGGAACGACCUGCACGGCCACGCAGAUCAACGGCUCAACACACGUCCUGAACGGCUGCUCCUCUGCCUCCAAACUGCUCCUCUGGUUCUGCAACACUAGGCCCGUUCCUGUCUAGUGCUGCGUGGGGAGUUUUCAAGUAUUCAGUUCUUCACAAUGGAAACCACACUGAACAGGAGAAACUGUCAAUACAGAACGACACAGAGUCCCAGGAGUCAUGUUUCUGACACAGGCCGUUCUCUAAUGAGGAGCUUCACUGGAAGGUGCCAUUUCUUACCGCCCUGCCUGCAGCUCAGACCCGACCAGAGCCUUUCAGGAGUCGAGUACAGGGAGCUGGACUGAACUGUUUGCUCAAAGAGCUGCUGAACAAUGAAGGAAAGAACAAUGUUGCCAAAGGUGUCUGGUCUGUAUUUUAGAAUACGAAUUUCCAUUGCAAAGGAAUGUUGCUAAGGUUUUUCCCAACGCGUUUGGUUCCUUUUUGGUUCUCCUGGGAAUACAACUUCCAAACCAAAAACACAACUUUCAAGCUUUAUCCAGAGAGGCUUUUUUUUCUGCUCUGCAGUCAGGAUAACGCUUCCUGAAGGUACGGCACAAAUGCUGAAUAGCUAAGAUGACACUUUAUUAAAAGAAAGAUUUAUUUUUGUUCCGUAAAUGAAUAAGUAAAUUCACACCACAGUAUUAAGAGGUAGAGCUGGCAGCAUUGCUAAGCGAUUUCUCCAAUUUUUUAGUUUUUAAUCGUUUCAUUAAUUUCUUAAAUCAACAGUUAUAGCAGUGUCACAUGAAUUUAAAUUUAAAGCGUCGAAGACAACAGGCCUUUAAUAAACAUAUAUAUAAUAUUUGUUAUACAUAAAAUAUUUACCCUUUAUGUUUUUUUUCUAAGAAGUAUGAAAGGAUUUGUUUCCAAGACUAUAACAGCAUCUAUGUGCACAUUUUUUAAGUACAACACAAAUAAUGUUGCAGAACAUUUCUAAUACAUCCUAUUUAAAAAAAAAAUAUAUGGAAGCCCAUUUCCGCCACUAAAUAAAACAUUUUUUAAAGAAAGGGUAAUUGUGACUUAUCUCACAAUUAUGACUUUGUUUCUCAGAAUUGUGUGAUAUAAGUCCGCAGUUGUGAUUUAUGUCAGAAUUGCAUGAUAUAAACUCAAUUCUGAGGAAUAAAGUCGCAAUUCUGAGGUGUAAAGUUGUAUUUCUAAGAAAUAAAGUCACAAUUCUGAGAAAUAAAGUUGAAAUUCUGAGAAAUAAAUUCAGAAUUGCAAGAAUAAAGCUCAGAAUUGUGCGAUUUCAAUUUGUAAUUCUAAGAAAUAGUCACAAUUCUAAGAAAUAUUCAGCACUGCCAGAAAAAACUCAGAACUGCAAGAUUUCAACUCGCAAUUCUGUGAAAUAAAGUUGCAAUUCUGUGAAAUAAAGUUGCAGUUCUGAGAAAUAAAGUUGUAUUUUUAAGAAAUAGUCGCAAUUCUAAGAAAUAAAGUUAUUUCUAAGAAAUAAAGUUGCAAUUCUGAGAAAUAAAGUUGAAGUUCUAAAAAAUAAAGUCGCAAUUCUGAGAAAUAAAGUUGCAAUUCUCAGAAAUAAAUUCAGAAUUGCAAGAAUAAACCUCAGAAUUGUGCGAUUUCAAUUUGUAAUUCUAAGAAAUAGUCACAAUUCUAAAAAAUAUUCAGAAUUGCCAGAAAAAACUCAGAACUGCAAGAUUUCAACUCGCAAUUCUGCGAAAUAAAGUUGCAAUUCUGUGAAAUAGUUGUAUUUCU
Messenger RNA from Labeo rohita (rohu), 3097 nucleotides. It is a transcript of the gene htr4, whose product is annotated as 5-hydroxytryptamine receptor 4. Gene Ontology annotation, cellular component: plasma membrane. Gene Ontology annotation, biological process: adenylate cyclase-activating adrenergic receptor signaling pathway; regulation of appetite; chemical synaptic transmission. The record is from RefSeq and is a predicted model, not a curated record. Lineage: Eukaryota; Metazoa; Chordata; Actinopteri; Cypriniformes; Cyprinidae. Gene Ontology annotation, molecular function: G protein-coupled serotonin receptor activity. The coding region runs from base 227 to 1474 and encodes 415 amino acids. The transcript is spliced from 8 exons.